Molecule: messenger RNA, 1657 nt
Organism: Setaria italica (foxtail millet)
Lineage: Eukaryota; Viridiplantae; Streptophyta; Magnoliopsida; Poales; Poaceae
Product: cytochrome P450 87A3
Exons: 9
Coding region: 19-1458 (479 amino acids)
Biological process (GO): sterol metabolic process
Molecular function (GO): iron ion binding; oxidoreductase activity, acting on paired donors, with incorporation or reduction of molecular oxygen; heme binding
Source: RefSeq, a predicted model, not a curated record
CCUACUAGUCCAGAAGAGAUGAUGGAGAGUUUCCUAGUCUCGUAUCCAAGCCUAUGUUGUGUUACACUGAUCAUCGGAUGGUUAGUGCAUUGGGCAUACAAAUGGGCAAAUCCGCCGUGCAAAGGAACCCUUCCUCCGGGCUCCAUGGGGUUCCCAAUUGUCGGUGAGACCUUCCAAUUGUUCAAACCAAGCCCUUCUUUCGACAUCCCAAGCUACUAUCGACAACGACUGGAGAGAUACGGUACCCUGUUCAAGACCAGCCUGGCCGGGCAGCGUGUGGUCGUUUCCCUCGACCCGGAGGUGAACCACUUCAUCUUUCAAGAAGAGGGCAAGUUGUUCCGAAGCUGGUACCCGGAGGCGGCAAACAACAUCUUCGGCAAGAAGAGCGUCACCAAGUUCAAUGCCACUGUCCACAAGUUCGUCCGGAGCUUCGCGUCCAAGCUCUUCGGCGUAGAAAACCUCAGGGAAGUGCUCAUCCGAGAGCUGGAGGAUGCCAUCAGGCAGAGCUUUGCGGCGUGGGCAGCCAAACCAAGCAUCGAGGUGAAGGAUGGGGUAGCUGAUAUGAUAUUUGACCUGGUCGCCAAGAAGAUGAUCAGCAUGGAACCUGGUGAGUCAAGAGAACUGAGAAAGAACUUCGAGGACUUCUUCCGGGGGAUGCUAAGUUUCCCAAUAUACUUUCCUGGGACAUUGUAUUACAAAUGCAUGAAGGGAAGGAGAAACGUGCAUAGGAUAUUGUCUGAUAUACUGAAAGAGAGGCUAAGCACACCUGGGAAGAAACACGGCGACCUUGUUGACCUACUUGUAGAAGAACUGCGGAGUGAAAAGCCGCUAAUAGACGAGAAUUUUGCUAUAGAUGCACUUGCUGCCAUCUUAUUUGGCAGCUUCGUGACGGCAUCAGCAGCCCUCACCAUAGGUUUCAAGUUCCUCACUGACAACCCUAAAGUUGUCGAAACGCUUAAGGAGGAGCACGAAAUAAUAUUAAAGAAACGAGAAGACAAGAAUUCUGGAUUCACAUGGGAGGAAUACAAGUCCUUGACAUUCACUACUCAGGUAAUGAACGAGAUUACUCGAAUGGGUAACAUCGCACCUGGGAUUUUCAGGAAAACCCUGAAAGACGUGCAAGUGAAUGGCUAUACAAUUCCAGCGGGGUGGCUAGUGAUGAUUAGCCCCAUGACCGUCCAUCUAAACCCAAAAUUUUUUGAGGAUCCACUCAAAUUUAAUCCAUGGAGGUGGUCGGACGAGGCGAAACAAAUAGCACAAAAGAGGAAUUUCAUGCCGUUCGGAGGAGGCAUAAGGCUUUGCCUCGGGGCAGACUUCAGCAAACUUUUUAUUUCACUUUUCCUCCAUGUUUUGGUGACAAAAUACAGAUGGAUCGAGAUAAAAGGAGGGGAAGUAUUACGUGCUGCAGAGAUGGUGAUUCCUCAAGGCUACCAUAUCCAACUCGUUCCUACGUCCUAAGGAACAUGGUGUACGCGUAUCUACGUACUAUUUUGUUGGAGAUUCCAAGUGCAGUUAGUAGUAAGUGUGUGAGAGAGAGACAAGAAAGUGCAAGCUUAGCACUUACUUGCAUGUAUGUCUAAGUCACAAUAAAAGGUAUUGUGUGUAUGUGGUCUCGGUGGCUAUACGUAAAUCCGAAUAUGAGUGUAUACUAAAGUUG